AACUUGAACUAUUUGAUGAACCAGCUAACAAACCAACCAGCCUUCACUGCAAUUCACCAUAACAUUCCCUGUAUGUUCCUUUGAAAUUUUUAGCUUUUCUUCUUUCUGUUUUCAAGAAAGAUUUUUACUGGGAUUCGGAUGUCGGUUUUAUCUGCCAUCCCUUUAAUUUUAACUCACAGGCUUAGGUUAAACUAAAAGAGUUCAAUUGGGUCCGGUUGAAUUCAGAGCCCAUACUUGAUAAGUAACACAGUCACAGUACUCCGUACAGAUAGCAAUUGCAGCUACGACGGGUGGUGUCCAUCCUCAACUUACUACCCAGUCGACGGUUUCAGCAGAGCUAUCGACGGUGGUUAUGCUUCUCAGUGGCCGCCUCAUGCUCAGGUCUCUAUCUCUUGCUUCAUUACCGGCAACUCCUUCCCUUCAGGAAAUUGCCUCUAACCACCCUACAGGUGUUGCAAAAGUAGUGCUUAAAAAGGGCAAGACACAACUAUUUAAGGAUGGAAGUCCAAUGGUUUACAGUGGUGCUAUUGAUAGAGUAAUUGGUAGACCACCACCCACCACUGGGGAUAUUGUCCUUGUUGCUGAUGGCACUGAGAAACCAAUUGGCUGGGGAUUUUACAAUUCUACUUCUAUGUUCCGUGUCCGCCUCAUGCAGCAAGAAGAGGAAACAACAUUAGACCCUUCUUGUGCCCUUAAUGCGGAAAAGCUACUAGAAACAAGAAUUGCAGCUGCUGCGGAGUUGCGUAAGAAUCUAGGGAUUCCUUCUACUCGCACAAAUGCAUAUCGUCUUGUUAAUAGCGAAGGGGACAGACUAUCAGGCCUUAUUGUUGAUAUCUUUGGAGAUUUAGCUGUAAUAGCUUCAUCAGCUGCUUGGGUGCAGAUAUACCAGCAUCAGAUAAUGGAUUGUUUGAGUAGAUUAAAUAAUAUCAAACAGAUAAGCUGGAGGCCAACUGUUGAAAUCUUGAAAGAAGAAGGCUUAGAUCUUUCUGAUUUGAAAAAACCAGAUCUAAUCAUACCUCAAACUAGGGUAAAGGUUAUGGAGAAUGGAAUUUCAUAUUGGAUAUCCUUGGAUGGCCAAAAGACAGGGUUUUAUGCAGAUCAACGUGAAAACCGUUGCUUCUUAUCUACCAUUUCAGAGGGUCGUAGAGUUCUUGACAUAUGUUGCUACACUGGAGGUUUUGCUCUGAAUGCAGCAUCUGGUGGUGCUUUGGAUGUUAUCGGUGUUGAUUCAUCUUCACCUGCAUUGGAACUUGCCAAAGAAAAUGUUGCAUUAAAUGGCCUGGAUUCCCAAAGGAUAUCUUUUCUGCGAGAAGACGCAACUGAGUUCAUGAAGGCUGCUGUUUCUAGAAACGAAUCGUGGGAUAUAGUUAUAUUGGAUCCUCCUAAAUUGGCGCCUCGGAAAAAGGUCUUAAAGAGUGCGUCUGGCAUGUAUAGGAAUUUGAACUAUUUGGCCAUGCAGUUGACAAAAAGAGGUGGUCUCCUAAUGACCUGCUCAUGUUCUGGAGCUAUGACCCAAAGUGGACUGUUCUUGCGCAUUCUUCAGGGUGCUGCAUCAAUGGCUGGGAGGAAAAUCACUGUUGUACGUCAGGCAGGAGCAGCAUGUGAUCAUCCAAUUGAUCCUGCCUAUCCAGAGGGAGCAUACCUCACGAAUAUCUUGCUUAGAGUGUUGUAGAUCUUUUUGCAUAUCGAAUGAACCCCUUGUUUACUAAUGGAAUCCUUUCAGGAAUAGAGCAAGUUCAAGGUGUAAGGUGCCAAAGAAAUUAAAAUGCCAUUUUUUUUUUUUUUCCCUCUUUCGGAUAAGUACUAUUAGUCCUGUAUUACCUGUUGACGGUCGAAGUUGGUUUGUGCCGCUACUCCUGACGCAAUUUCCCUAGUUGACUUUGUUGUUGAGCGAGUUGAGCAAGAGACAAGAUCUCUAGAGGUGAAAUGGGGGUGAUCAAACUGACUUUCCAGUCGGUAACAUUCUAAAUUUCUAAUUAUAAGACAUUACAACCAAGGGAAUGAAAAUGUAAAUAGAAAAUUUUAUUAAACAUAGUCGAGAGGAGUAUAUGUGUAGCUUGUUUGAAUUGCC
This is a messenger RNA of Nicotiana attenuata, 2071 nucleotides long. RefSeq names its product ribosomal RNA large subunit methyltransferase I. The coding region runs from base 353 to 1672 and encodes 439 amino acids. The record is from RefSeq and is a predicted model, not a curated record. Gene Ontology annotation, molecular function: RNA binding; methyltransferase activity. NCBI's taxonomy places the organism in Eukaryota, Viridiplantae, Streptophyta, Magnoliopsida, Solanales, Solanaceae. The transcript is spliced from 8 exons.